AUGUCUGCCUCUGCGUCAGCCCGGGCAUCUCGGUCACGAAAGGGUAAAGGUCGCGAACCUGCUGGUACUCCCAUGGUGACAUCGACUUCCGGGGCCGAGUCACUAGCCCAGGUUGGGUCUGACGAUCCCGGCGCACCGACACGCCGGUAUAGCACCCGUUCGACUAAUGAUCUACAUCCUGGUCGUUCUGCAGGAGUGAAUAAACGCACACAUGCAGAGGUGAAGGAGGACGCACGCAAGAAACAGCUCGAGAGGGCGGCUGAUCUUGCACGCAGGGAAGCCGAACUCGAGGAGAGGGAGCUUGCCUUAGAGAAUCGAACGCAGAAGCAGGCCGUAUUCGAAGGGAAGUUGAAGGCGCGUCGAGAGGAAGAGACCAUGGAGAAGCUGCUUGCAGACGAAGACGCUAUGGCGGACGAAGACGUUAUCCCGGACGAAGAAGUCCCGGGCGAAGACACCAUCGUGGACGAAGAUGUUAUUGCGGACGAAGGCGCUAUUGCGGACGAGGGUGCGAUUGCGGAUGAGGGUGCGAUUGCGGACGAAGAUGCAGUUGCAGAUGAAGACGUGGUUGCGGACGAAGAUGCAGUUGGGGAUGAAGAUGCAGUUGCGAGCGAAGAUGCAGUUGGGGACGAAGGUGCAGUUGCGAACGAAGAUGCAGCCUUGGUCCGUGAAGACGGAGACAUAGACAUGCAAGUUCAGUCGGACUUCAAAGACGAAGACGACGAGGACUAUAAGGAAUCGAGUGAGCGUGGUGAUGACGAGAGCUCGGAGCAGUUGCAGAGCUCCGACGGCGACGACUCCGAGUCGGAUGAUGAGGUUGAGAUUGGUACAAAGAGGAAGGCGAGGAGCACGUCGAAGAAGAGAGCUGAUGUGAUAUCGUUCGAGGAUCAGUCCGGGACCAAGAAGAGGAAGUCGCAGAAGGACCUCAGGCAGGAGCUCUUGGCCGAGGUGGAGAGUGCGAAAAGGAUGCAGCGCGCGCAGACGACAGUGAGCUCGGAGUCGGACGCACGCGCCUUGGCCUCGACCUCCACAAAGCCGCGUUCUCAACCUCGCUCGACAGCGUCGAAACCGACAUCCAAACCGACAGCUACGAAGAAGUCUACGAGUACGAAGAAGUCUACGACCACGAAGCAAUCCACAAGCACGAAGAAAUCCAGUAACGUUUCUAAGAAGAGCUCGGCGCCGCCGUCUACUAUCUCACUCGACCUCAACAUGGGUCUAAAGGCGGACUGGAAAGCUGCUGUCGCGCAUCGUUCGCAAACCCCAUCUCGGCCUCAGGCGAAGGCACUCUCCGUGGCUGCAAAGUCCGCAUCGCCUGCGACCUCUAGCCAGGCAAGUACACCGACUCCGAAGCACUCCGCGGCUGCUCAUCGUGCGGGCAACACGAAGCGCAUGAAACGUCAACGCUCGCUAGAGCUCAUUGGCGGCUUCGUCGAUGACGAUGUCACUGUCAGCUUCGGGUCUGCGAAACGCGGAUACACUCAAAUGGCUGAGGUAGUGAAGAAGGAGGGCUCCGACAACGAGGGCAAGCAUUCGACCAGUGCAAAGAAGAAGCGCCGCGCGAAGACCACCGUUUCCGACGAGAAGUCACUCUCAGUUCACUCCUUACCUGCCUUCAUACAACCUCACUGGAAGUCGACCUUCGUUCCAACGAUGAUCCAACUCAUUGGUCAAGCCGAGAUGCCAUGGGCGUACGCAAGCGGCAAGAAUUCGGCUGAGGACAACCUCCUCGUCGAUCUUGUGCAACGUUUGGUGAGUGCGUUCUGGCCAGAAGAGGGCUACGAGGUCGACGGCUCCGAUAAGAUCUAUCGGAUUGCGCGGCAGGCGGUCAAUGACUGGCGCGCGCGUUUCGCUUCUCGCAUCAAGACAUUCAUCAGGAACGAGCUGAAGAAACGGGGGUCCAAGGCGAACAUAAGAGUGUUCGUCAAGGCGGCACUGGUGAAAAGCAACGGCGCGGCAUUCUGGGCCGAGUACAGUGCAGAAGACGAAUGUGCUACAGGAGCACUCCAGUCAGCAUACGUCCUCAAAUCAUUUGCAACACAUCUCGCCGCAAUCCAGGGAAGUCGUCUCAAGGCUUCUGAUACCCAGCCCGCGCGCGGCGCUCUUUCACUCGCGGCUACUGCAGUGCAGUACGUAUUUACCGCGUGGCAGCACGGGACUUUCGACGGAACAAUCGCAUUCAGCGGCGAUAACUACCGUGGCAUUACGACUUUCUGGCGUGACAAAUCCGUCGACAAGAUCAUUGCCCGUGGUCGGUACAACAAGUACGUCGACAUGGCUGAUAAGUACAUGGAAGCUGGAUGGGCACCCCGUGUUGUCGACGAUGAAGACAAUGUUACCGUCUGCGAUCCAAGCAGCCCGGUACAGUCUGAUCGUGAGGAGGGUGGGUUCGAUUGA
Molecule: messenger RNA, 2394 nt
Organism: Fomitopsis serialis
Lineage: Eukaryota; Fungi; Basidiomycota; Agaricomycetes; Polyporales; Fomitopsidaceae
Exons: 7
Coding region: 1-2394 (797 amino acids)
Biological process (GO): nucleosome assembly; regulation of DNA-templated transcription
Cellular component (GO): nucleolus
Molecular function (GO): DNA binding; histone binding
Source: RefSeq, a predicted model, not a curated record